Messenger RNA from Colletotrichum paranaense, 1041 nucleotides. Its product is annotated as radical SAM superfamily protein. The coding region runs from base 1 to 1041 and encodes 346 amino acids. The transcript has 2 exons. The record is from RefSeq and is a predicted model, not a curated record. Lineage: Eukaryota; Fungi; Ascomycota; Sordariomycetes; Glomerellales; Glomerellaceae.
AUGAGCAUGUUGAGACGAACCAUCACACGGAGACACGACGUCUUUCGCCGGAGCACGGCGGGCGCUGGCCGCUACCUACACCUUGCGCCCCCGUUCCUCCUAGACGAUUACACGCCCCGUUACAUGGCAUUGACCUCCAUCGAUGAAUCCAAAAAGCGAUCAAAGGCCUACGCCCAUCUCUCCAAGUGCAACCUCUGUCCGCGACUUUGCGGUGUCAAUCGUUUCGAGACGACUGGAAUGUGUCUGAUUGGCAAUGACACCAAGGUCAACGUGAUUGCUCCGCAUUUUGGUGAAGGUCUGGAGCAAACCUCUCCAUCGCAUCCAACGUCUUUUCUCAACCUCUCAGAGCGCAACGGCCAAGACUUGACACCCGAGGAGCUGGGUGAAUGGUACGUUAAGCUACAGCAAAUCGGCCGUGUUCACAACAUCAACCUCAUCACCCCAGAACAUGUUGUUCCCCAGGUUGUCCUCAGCAUACUGCAUGCGAAGGAGCUGGGCCUGCGAGUGCCAAUCAUCUACAAUACCUCCAGCUUUGAUUCGUUAGCGUCUUUGGAGCUGCUUGAUGGCUUGGUAGACAUCUAUUUACCUGACUUCAAGGUAUGGGAGUCGGCGACAUCCAAGCGGUUGCUCAAGGCAGAUGACUAUGCCGCCACGGCUCGCGAAAGCAUUAAAGCAAUGCACAAUCAGGUCGGUGACCUGUGCUUUACUGGAGAUGGCAUCGCCAAGAGCGGUCUCCUAGUUCGCCAUCUUGUCAUGCCCGGAAAGGAACAAGAGGGACAUCGCAUAAUGCAGUUCUUGGCAGAGGAAGUUUCCAGAGAUUGCUUCGUCAACAUUAUGGAGCAGUAUCACCCAGACGCGCACGUUGGCAAGUCUAAGAGACGCAACAAAAAGAGCACCGACACCCAGGAUGACGAGGUCCGCUAUAGCGAAAUCAACCGAGCCGUAUCGGGAGACGAGGUGUCCUCGGUCCGAAAGGCUGCGGAAGCGGCUGGUCUUUGGCGGUUCUGCGAUCCGCCUCGGCACGACGGCUUCAACAUCUGA